AUGGCCGCGCCGCUGGGCAAGUCGCUCCCCAGGGCCCGUUUGCGCCGCGUGCCCGCCCCGUCGACGCCGCGAUGCAUCGCUAGCUACGGCCAUGCCCAGGCGCAGGUGCAGAGCCUCUCGCGCGCCGCCGCGACCUCUCCUCCCCCUCCUCCUCCGCGGUCGCCGCCGCCGAACCUAAUCACCACCUAUCCGGCCGCCCGACGCGCCGCCGCGCAGCUCUCCCAGACCUACUUCGAGGCGACCGGCCAGACCUGGAUGCCGCUGUCCGGCGACCAGGAGCCCCCCGUCGACCCCAACAAGGCCAAGCUUGGAAAGACCCUCCGCAUCCUCCAGGACCGCAUGCCCACGCUCCUGCAGUCCCCGCUGCCGCAGGAGAUCCUCGCGCCGACCAUCACGCUUCGCCUCUUCCCCUCGACGCACCCGCACCUGCCGGCCGUCUCCGGCCGCGUCGCCUACACCGCCGCGCUGUGGACAUCGCCCAUCGCGUGGAACCGCGUGCCGCUCGUCGGCGACGUGCGCCUCGAGAUCCUCGCGGAGCGCGUGACCGCCGAGCCGCUGACGUUUUUGCCGCGCCGCGCCGGCGCCGCCCCCGAGCAGCUCGUCGUCCGCUGGCGCGAGAAGAGCAGCCCCCGCACCGCGGGGGGCGUCCUGGCCCGCUCGCUGCGGCUGACGCGCGGUGGCGAGGCGGACAGACCGUUCACGGGGCUGUUCAUAUUCGACUUUGAUAGUGAGGGGCGCGUGCUCACGCACACGAUUGAGACGGCCCAGGAGGGCGGCGACUGGGAGCGCGGCAUGGGCGCCAAGUUUGUCGGCUUGACGGACUGGUUGCUCGGCGGCAUCCAGCGCGAGCCGGGCGGCACGCCCCCGAUGCCCAUGUUUGAGCGACGGAGACGCUCGUGA
Cordyceps fumosorosea ARSEF 2679 is the source of this 900-nucleotide messenger RNA. RefSeq lists its product as hypothetical. The coding region runs from base 1 to 900 and encodes 299 amino acids. The record is from RefSeq and is a predicted model, not a curated record. The transcript is spliced from 2 exons. Lineage: Eukaryota; Fungi; Ascomycota; Sordariomycetes; Hypocreales; Cordycipitaceae.